AUGGAUUUCCUAGAGUUCAAUCCCAACUUCGGAGUUCUUAUUUGUACCCGCUGCAAGUUUGCCCUUGCCCCAGGCACAGUUGGAUCGCAUCUUUCCAACUUGCAUAAGGACCAGGUGACGCUGUCUGAGAGGAGGGACUGUAUCGCGCUCUGGGCGAACAAGCCAAUCCAGCCUGCGGAGGUCAUCCAGCAGUUAGAUGUUCCAGAAGAUGCUCGGCCAGUCCCGAAGCUUGCCCUUUAUAGCAACGGAGCAGACGUAGCCAAGGGGAGAGCAACUGCCUUCCCCACUGUUACUCUAUCUCCUGUGUGGUACCAGGCAUUCCACGUGAGCAACUUUCGACGCAACUUCCGAGUAGCAGUGCCCCUCGAGCUAGGCAACAGCGCGACGUCUAGCUCGCCUCCGCCGCCUCCUGCUUCGCUUGAGGGCCAGGUCGAACUGCAGUUGACAGAGAAGAUGCGGGUGUCGGAUGAGGCAGCUAGCUCAGUGCUCCAACGCCCACCAGAGCAGUCGGCAUGGCUACAGACUACAGAGUGGGUUCGAUACCUGCAAGGCCGUAACCUCGGAGCAGCAGCUUGGCUUAUAGCCCUCCCGCACUCAUCAUCUAAGCCAGAGCCUGAUCUUAUCGCCAUCCUAGACUCCUUUGACAGGCUAGUUGAACAAGCGCGCGAGUCUAUAAAGCAAGGCAAAAUCAAUGCCUUUGAUCAGCAGCGUAUCAGCAGCUUCCUCCGCUCAGGCUCACGGACUUCAAAGGCAUCAGAUCGCCCUAGCCCAUAGAUUAAAGGAAGGCACAUACAGGACGUAUAAGAAGACCUGGAAGCAGCUGCUCUGCUUUGUCUUCCGCAUGGUAUACCAGGGACAGCAGCCAGCCUUGCACUGCCUCAUACUACCGCUCGUUAGAACCUCUAUCAUUCUUCUUCUUUUCAGAGUCGCAUCGGUUAUCAACAGCAUCAGGAUUGCCCUCUACAUUAUCCUCGCUUUCAAUACAGGUGCCUGCCUAGGGCCUUGGCUUGCCCUUAUAUUCAUGUGCCCGCCUAGGUCGGGCAAUACUUCAGGAGCUACUGUAUUCAACGGGUUAUCGUGUCUGGAUCCCUGGCAAGCUGCUAUAGUCUACGUCUUCAUCGUUACGUCUAACAUGUUUACCGA
Pseudogymnoascus verrucosus is the source of this 1143-nucleotide messenger RNA. RefSeq lists its product as uncharacterized. The transcript is spliced from 2 exons. Bases 1 to 774 code for a protein of 257 amino acids. Lineage: Eukaryota; Fungi; Ascomycota; Leotiomycetes; Thelebolales; Thelebolaceae. The record is from RefSeq and is a predicted model, not a curated record.